Molecule: messenger RNA, 942 nt
Organism: Cyprinodon tularosa
Lineage: Eukaryota; Metazoa; Chordata; Actinopteri; Cyprinodontiformes; Cyprinodontidae
Product: GDNF family receptor alpha-2-like
Exons: 6
Biological process (GO): nervous system development
Cellular component (GO): signaling receptor complex; external side of plasma membrane
Molecular function (GO): signaling receptor activity
Source: RefSeq, a predicted model, not a curated record
GAUCCUAGCUGCAGAGUUUUGAACGUACUGAAGCCUCUGCAGACUCUUUUUAGGGAUCCCAAUGAGAAGUGCGUUGCAAUAGUCCAGUCUGGAGGAGACAAAGGCAUGGACCAGCUUCUCGGCGUCUGGGAGGGAGAGAAUGGGACGGAGUUUGGAGAUGUUACGGAGGUGGUAGAAAGAAGGGAAGAAUUUUACGAGACAUCUCCCUACGAGCCGAUCAAUUUCUCUGAAGAAUUCAGGCAUGCCUCCAUUAUCUCAGAUUCAACUUUAUCGAAGGCGAGGCCCUGUUCGGAGGCAGGGAAACCCUGUAACCCCUGCGUGGAUGCAGCAAAAGCCUGCUACCUCAAUGAAACCUGUAGACGCCUGCGAUCAGCGUACAACAUUGUCUGCAGCAAGGUCACACCCCCACAGUCCUCUGCACUGAAUCAGGAGCCAUGCAGCAAGAAGAGGUGUCAGAAGGCCCUUCGGCAGUUCUUUGAGCGCGUCUCAUCCGAGCUGAGCUACCCUCUGCUGUUCUGCUCCUGCCUUGACCAAGCAUGUGCCGAGCGUCGUCGCCGCACCAUCGUCCCAUCCUGCUCCCACCAGGAGAGACACAAACCCAGCUGUCUGGAACUGCGACACACUUGCCGCUCCGAUGCCCUUUGCAGGUCUCGUCUCGCUGAUUUCCACAUGAACUGCCAGAUGACGUCUCAAACAGUCACCAGUUGCCCUUAUGACAACUACAUUGGCUGCCUCAUGUCCUACAUUGGUCUCAUUGGCUCAGACGUAACACCAAACUACAGUGACAACAGCCCAACCAACAUCACCAUCAGCCUGUGGUGCACCUGCAGGGGCAAAGGUCAUCAGGAGCCAGACUGUGAGGCCUUCCAUAGGGACUUCACUCAUAACACUUGCCUCAGUAAGUCCACAUUUUAUUCUGCCAAAUAACCGGGGCAAACUCAC